AUGGUGCCUAUCUUCCCCCAUUACGCCCACAGAUAUGGAUUGCACGGGAGCGGCGGCAAUAACAAUGGUCAAUGGCGAGGAGGACGCUACGCAGUGCUCGUAGGUCUCGCCCUCUUCGCCCUGUGCACGCUGUGGAUUAUCGAACGCCAAUUUCUGCCUUCCACGCCGCCACCCAGCUGCAACGCGGUGGUGCAUAACUACCCGCCCGGAGACCAGCCGCCGGGCAAGAACACCCCAUACGUGCCGCCCUACUUUGUCCUGCCACCCAUGCCCAAGCUUACAGGCGGCGCCAAGCGCAUCCUCAUCACCGGCGGCGCUGGCUUCAUCGGGUCGCACCUGACCGACCGGCUGCUGUCGGAGGGCCACGUGGUGAUCGUGCUGGACAACUUCUUCACCGGCAAUCGGGAGAACUACCAGCACCACCUGGCCAACCCCCGCUUCCACGUCCUCGACUACGACGUCGUCGACCCCAUCUACCUCGACGCCGACCAGAUUUACCACUUGGCCUGCCCCGCCUCCCCUGUGCACUACCAGUACGACCCCAUCAAGACGAUGAAGACCAACGUGAUGGGCACCCUCAACAUGCUCGGCAUCGCCAAGCGUACCGGCGCCCGCUUCCUGCUGGCCUCCACGUCCGAAGUGUACGGUGAUCCCGAGGUGCACCCGCAGGUGGAGGAAUACCGCGGCAAUGUCAACACCACCGGCAUCCGUUCCUGCUACGACGAGGGUAAGCGAGCUGCUGAAACGAUCGCGUUCGAUUACCACCGCGCGCACGGGGUGGAGAUUCGCGUGGCUCGCAUUUUCAACACCUACGGGCCGCGUAUGAACAUCCACGACGGUCGCGUGGUGUCCAACUUCAUUACUCAGGCACUGAUGGGUAACCAAAUCACGGUCUAUGGCGAAGGAAAGCAGACCCGCAGCUUCUGCUACGUCUCCGAUCUGGUGGACGGCCUCAUGCGCCUCAUGAACGGGGACUACAUCGGGCCGGUCAACCUCGGAAACCCGAAUGAGAUGACCGUGCAUGAGCUGGCCGUGAAGGUGAAGGGCGUGAUCGACGACAAAGUCAAGAUUGUAUACAAGGACCUGCCCUCGGACGAUCCCCGCAGACGACAGCCCGACAUCACCAAGGCGAGGAAGUAUCUCGGGUGGGAGCCCCAAGUGACGCUGGACGAGGGCCUCAAAAAGUCGAUCGCCUACUUCACCAAGGCCGUAGAGAAGGAGAAGGCCGAGACCGCGUCAUCCUAA
This is a messenger RNA of Acanthamoeba castellanii str. Neff, 1245 nucleotides long. RefSeq names its product NAD dependent epimerase/dehydratase superfamily protein. Gene Ontology annotation, cellular component: cytoplasm. Bases 1 to 1245 code for a protein of 414 amino acids. Gene Ontology annotation, biological process: D-xylose metabolic process. The record is from RefSeq and is a predicted model, not a curated record. Gene Ontology annotation, molecular function: NAD+ binding; UDP-glucuronate decarboxylase activity. The transcript has 9 exons. Lineage: Eukaryota; Discosea; Longamoebia; Acanthamoebidae.